This is a messenger RNA of Paramecium tetraurelia, 534 nucleotides long. RefSeq lists its product as uncharacterized. Gene Ontology annotation, molecular function: protein kinase binding. The transcript has a single exon. Gene Ontology annotation, biological process: regulation of cyclin-dependent protein serine/threonine kinase activity. NCBI's taxonomy places the organism in Eukaryota, Ciliophora, Oligohymenophorea, Peniculida, Parameciidae. The record is from RefSeq and is a predicted model, not a curated record.
AUGUAUUACUUUCCUUAAAGAGUUAAAAAUAUUAGCCUACUUUAGAAUUUAUCUGAUCUUUUGGAAAGCUUAAUAGAAAAAAAUGUUAUGGAAACUAAUUAAGACUCUGUAUUUAAUUCUGGGACUACACCUGAGAUUAGCCUUGAGAAUUAUUUAAUGAGAAUUCAAAGACAUGCGAGAUGUAGUGAAGAGUGCUUUGUUAUUGCUUUAAUAUAUUUGGAUAGAAUUUAGGAAAUAAAUCAAGAAUUUUAGUAUACGGAGAAAAAUAUACAUAGGUAUUUAAAGAUCAUUUAGUUUAGAUGUUUCAUUAUUGCUGUUGUUUUAGCAAUAAAGUAUUAAGACGACGAAAUUUUUAAGAAUGAUUACUAUGCUAAAGUAGGAGGCAUUUCAAUCUAAGAGUUAAAUGAUAUGGAAGAGAGCUUUCUAAAUUUAUUAGAUUUUGAAUUGUUUGUGUACCAUGAGACCUUCUCAUUAUAUUUAACCGAAAUAAAUGAGUGGACUAGAUCAUAGAAUUCCAUUAACUUUAAUAUAUGA